CGCCCGCCCAACUCGUUCAUGUGCUUCCGCUCGGACCGCUUCAGGCACUACCAGCGCUCUGCAAAGGACGCGGCGCCGCUCCUCCAGACGGAGCUCUCGAAGCGCGUCGCGAAGGAGUGGAACGACCUCGACUCGGAGAGGCGCGCGCACUAUGAGGGGGUGGCGGCGGAGAAGAAGGCCGAGCACAUGAGGAUGUAUCCGGGGUACAAGUACCAGCCGAGGAGG
Molecule: messenger RNA, 225 nt
Organism: Fomitopsis serialis
Lineage: Eukaryota; Fungi; Basidiomycota; Agaricomycetes; Polyporales; Fomitopsidaceae
Product: high mobility group box domain-containing protein
Exons: 1
Biological process (GO): anatomical structure morphogenesis; regulation of transcription by RNA polymerase II; cell differentiation
Molecular function (GO): DNA-binding transcription factor activity, RNA polymerase II-specific; RNA polymerase II cis-regulatory region sequence-specific DNA binding
Source: RefSeq, a predicted model, not a curated record